Molecule: messenger RNA, 153 nt
Organism: Entrophospora sp. SA101
Lineage: Eukaryota; Fungi; Glomeromycota; Glomeromycetes; Entrophosporales; Entrophosporaceae
Source: the annotation of a GenBank genome assembly
AUGUCUGCUGCAGCUGAGGCAAAUGGGCCAAAGUUCUCUUCACCAAGAGAAUAUACAGAUAUUCUUAAUGAAGAGGAAAACACUUCAAGUGAUAAAGAAGAAUUUAAUUCAGGAGAUGAGAUAACCAGCCAUUAUAAUAGAAAUCAUAAAUGA